Molecule: messenger RNA, 1995 nt
Organism: Amaranthus tricolor (Joseph's coat)
Lineage: Eukaryota; Viridiplantae; Streptophyta; Magnoliopsida; Caryophyllales; Amaranthaceae
Product: cytochrome P450 72A397-like
Exons: 5
Coding region: 229-1785 (518 amino acids)
Molecular function (GO): oxidoreductase activity, acting on paired donors, with incorporation or reduction of molecular oxygen; heme binding; iron ion binding
Source: RefSeq, a predicted model, not a curated record
GGUUUAGCAACUAGAGAAAGAAUAUUUGUGGCCCUUUCCAUAAAAUAACACUAUAUUAAGAAGUAUUCUUAAUUUUCCACAUAUUGUCGAUGGGACAGUAUUUCCUUUUCUUAUUGUUUUAUAAACACUCAAGUCAAUAUAUAUAAAAGGUCCUAGUAGUUGAUUCUCCCCCUUGCUUCAGUUGAAUACAACUGAUUUGGUUGGAUAAAGCAAGAGAAAGAAAGAAGAAUGGGGGAAAGUAUGUGGUCAAUUGUAAAAUGGUUAGUUUGUGGAUUGAUUUUAAUUUGGGUUUGGAAAUUUUUUAAUUGGGUUUGGUUGAAACCCAAAAGAGCAGAGAAGUCUCUGAGACAGCAAGGGUUGAAGGGAAACUCUUACAGAUUCUUAAUUGGUGAUCUUAAAGAGACCUCUAGAUUAAGGAAUGAAGCUAAGAAGAAGACUCUUCCUUUUACUAAUGAUUUCUUUUCUCAUUUGUUCCCUUUCCAUCAACAGCACUUCAAUAAAUAUGGUCAAAAUUGUUGGACAUGGUUGGGGCCAAUACCAGUCAUAAACAUUGCUGAUCCUGAGCUUAUAAAGGAGGUGUUCUCUAGGAUGAACGAGUUUAAGAAGGCAAAAUUGAACCCUCUUGUUGCAUUGCUUGUCCCUGGACUUGUUAGUGCCGAGGGUGAAAAAUGGGUUAAACACAGGAGACUCAUCAAUCCUGCUUUUCAUAUGGGAAAGUUGAAGCUCAUGCAUCCAGCUUUCAACGCUAGUGUUAGUGAAUUGGUGAACAAAUGGGAGAAGAUAGUAUCUAAAACAGGUUCUUCUGAGAUUGAUUUGUGGCCCCACUUUUCAAGCUUAACUGCAGAUGCUAUCUCUCGUGCUGCAUUUGGUAGUAGCUAUGAAGAAGGAAGAAUGAUUUUUGAACUCGUGCUCGAACAAAUGGAACUUGCCUUACGUCUUUUGCAAUCGGUUCCGAUUCCAGGAAAAAGGUUUUUGCCUACAAAGACCAACCGGAGGAUGAGACAAUUGAACUCAGAGAUACAAAAAUUGUUGGUGGCUAUAAUUGACAAAAGAAAGAAGGAAAUGGAGGCUGGAGAAGCUGCCAAGGAUGAUUUGUUGGGAACAUUGUUAGACUCUAAUUUCAAAGAUUCUAGUGAACGAAAUCAAAAACGAAAAUUGAGCAUGACUUUCCAAGAUAUAGUUGAUGAGUGCAAGCUCUUCUACUUAGCAGGGCAAGAGUCCACUUCAGUGUUACUUACUUGGACUCUGCUUUUGCUAAGUAAGCACCAAGACUGGCAAACACGAGCUCGAGAAGAAGUUCUAGCUACAUUCGGAAAGAAUGAGCCCGACUUUGAUGGUUUACACCAAUUAAAGAUAUUAACUAUGAUCCUACAUGAAGUGAUGAGACUAUACCCACCAGUGUGUACAAUCUCUCGAAUGGUUUUCGACGAUGAAACAAAACUCGGACAUCUAACAAUCCCUCGUGGUUCAAUGGUUUCGAUGUCAGCACUUUAUACCCACCACGAUCCCAAAUUUUGGGGUGAUGAUGCCUUGGAAUUUAACCCGGAAAGAUUUUCAGAAGGGGUUGCGAAGGCAACAAAGGGUAGUACUGUAUUCUUUCCCUUCGGUUGGGGGCCGCGAAUUUGCAUUGGCCAAAACUUUGCUCUUAUUGAAGCCAAAUUGGCAGUGGCCAUGAUUUUGCAACGGUUUUCAUUCGAGUUGGCACCAACGUACGCACAUUCGCCUACCACUGUUUUGACGCUACAACCACAACAUGGUGCUCAAGUUAUAUUACAUCAGCUUUAAGCUGUAUGUUUAGUUCCUACUCAUAUGGCUUUGAUAGAAGUAUAAACCAUAUAUUACAUAUGCUUUAGUAUCUAAAAUACUGUUUUUGUUUGUUUUACUUGGUUUACCUGGUUUAGAGAUGAAUUUAGAACCUUCUUAGAGAAUGAAUAAGAAAACUAGUAUUUCUGUUUUAGAGAAUAAUUAAAUGAAGUUGAUUUUUUUUUUUAGUAA